AUGUCGUCGCAGCCCUCUUCGCAAGCUCUGCAACGAGUCAAGUUCGAACCUGACAUCUUGGAUCCACCCGCAGCUGUUGACACAGGCCCCGGCUCUCCUCUCUCGCCUGAGGACUCUGCAGCCAUCCAUAAAGUCUCCAAUAGCGACGACGAGGACACAACUGCGCAAGCAUGUAUCAACAUCAACAUCAACAAGGGUAGUGCAAGACAGCUAUCGCGCGGACCGCCAUCAGCCAAGCAUCAACAUCUCUCAGGUGGAACGAGACCUGUAGCUGCUUACAAUAGUGCCCUAGCAGCUUGUCCAGCUUAUAUAUCGAGAGCGAAAAGCAGAGAAGACGGGUCGCUACAGCACAGGUCCUCAUACGCUGGCGGCCAGCAUGAGCAGAGAACACAUUCGUCACCACUCGAAGGAUCUUCUGGGUCAAUCCCACCUAGGGGUGUCCACACGUAUGCACCAAACGACAGACAAGCGGCUACGCUCUCGCAGUGGCCUUCGAAAUUGCCUCAGGGACUUUUUCCAAAUCAUCUCGAUUUCGCUACGCUGAAUGCUCCGGAUAGAGGGCGAAUGCCACCAAGGCACCCGGCCAUGCUUUCUCAGCACAUGGUCCAGCCAUCACACCAGACUAGCUCUGCGUUGCUAUCCUACAAAGAAGCAAUGAGGAGAUUGCAGCAGAUUCCUCAGUCAGCAUUACAUACCGGCAUUAUGCCUCCAUCUACAAACCUUGCGGGAACGCAAACCCAGAGUGACCGGCUGAGCGCUGUUACUGGCGUCAUGAUUUCAUCUUCCUCUGUCGCAGAUAAGGAGAACCGGAGGCCCUUGAACAUGGAAAAUGGGUCUUUCACAGGGCUAUCGGAAAUUGUGGAAGCGCGGGAAUACGUACAGAUCCUUCCCACCUCAGGCAAACACCCUGCAACAUCUCCGCAUAUGGACGCAACGAAGCGUCCCAAGAAGUACUCUGGUUUUCGACCGGGGUGUAUCAAUCUGCAGUAUCAGACCAUCAAAGUCAUCAACAUGCCCACUCGAGGGGACUUGCUUCCAGGACAGGAAGUGCCCGAGCCAACGCCCGACAACCUACCGUAUGGGGAUACAGAAGAUUACCAGAGCUCCAUGCUGAUAUACUGGCUUGACGAACAAGAGCUCUCGUACCGAGAGAGUAUCGAACUAUGCAAGCAGAGGUUUCCUGCCGAGACUUCCAACUACGACACAAUUCGAAGGCGCCACCAGGGCUCCCUGCAGCGUCUGGCGAAAAAGUAUGGUCUGAAACCCACUAGCGAGAUCACCAAGCCAGGCUUCAAAGUUCUACGUCGUGGCUUGCUCGCUGGCACUAAGUAUAAUAGGAUCGGUGGUAAGGCCUUUGAGCCUACGAAGGCUACGCACGUGGCAGAAAAUCUUCUUGGUGAGACCACUACUGCUGCUGAACAGCACGCAAGCACCACAUCCUUAUUGUGGAUACAGUCACAGUCACAGUCACAGGCACAGUCACAGUCACAGUCACAGGCUCAGGCCAACAGAGGCUCAAAGGGGCACAUUCGUAGCAAUAGGCUCACUCAGCCGUUAGCAACUCGAGGGCUCCUGCUGGCGUGCAUCGUUGUCUGGAAGGAUACUGAGGGUGCGAGUUUUGAACAGAUUCAGAAGCGGUUGGCGGAUGAAUUUAAGUGGGAGUUGAGUACCGCGACAAUCCGGAAAGUGUACUACGCGGAGCGUCCACGAGUGUACGACGUGCGCCGUAACACUGGAAACGAUGCUCAAGUAGACCUGGAGGCCAAAGCAAGUGCCCUGGGUACGAGUGAGCCUGGAGAAGACACGACUGGAGAAGACGCAAGCUUUGGUUUGGCUGGGACUAAAGUCACCCCUGAACACUUUCUGUAUUUGCCUACCACUGGCGUUAAUUCGGUGCGAGGCACGUUUCGGACCCAGUUAGUACAAGUAAGAGUAAUUGCCGUUGAAUUUAGGGUACAUAAGGUUAAAUCUUAUAAUGGUUCAUGGUGUUAG
Messenger RNA from Ascochyta rabiei, 1992 nucleotides. RefSeq lists its product as uncharacterized. The coding region runs from base 1 to 1992 and encodes 663 amino acids. The record is from RefSeq and is a predicted model, not a curated record. NCBI's taxonomy places the organism in Eukaryota, Fungi, Ascomycota, Dothideomycetes, Pleosporales, Didymellaceae. The transcript has 2 exons.